This is a messenger RNA of Alternaria metachromatica, 1038 nucleotides long. RefSeq lists its product as uncharacterized. The record is from RefSeq and is a predicted model, not a curated record. The transcript has 2 exons. Bases 1 to 1038 code for a protein of 345 amino acids. Lineage: Eukaryota; Fungi; Ascomycota; Dothideomycetes; Pleosporales; Pleosporaceae.
AUGGCUCGAGUUAUACAACAGGACAAGGACCAGAAGUACAGAAUCACACCCUUGGUCGCACAGCUCGUGUCAGACCUAGCUAUUUGUUUUGAACUACGAGCUCGCCUGCGCCUGGUGUGCCCACAAGCUUUCAAACCUGAUGAGCAGUACUGUACCGUUGGAGCCGACCGCGACUAUCACGAGAUAGUCAUGGAGGUUUCUGUGAAAGAACUAAACGUGAUCUUAGACCCGGAAUGCGGUCCAGAAUACGAUGCCAAACGCCGAUAUGAUUUUCUCCUUCUUGGUGAGCUCGGGCAUCCAAAGACAAUGCCGUACCCUGUCGGCAAGCGAAGAACCAAAGAGAACGUAGAGAUUAUGCAGGCUACUGAACGACGGCUCGAUGAGCUUUGGAGCAAGUUCGAUGCUCACGUGCAGAAGUAUUUGAAGAAAAUACACCUCGAGGCUCUUGAAUCCCUAGCGCCGUCAAGAGGACAAAUACAACGGACGCCAGACUGGAUAGAACCGGCGAAACCUUCCAACAAAGCGAAGAAAGAUGCUGCCCUGCAGGAAUACAUUACGCCUCUCAUACCGGAGCAGCAGCCCGACCCUGUAGACCUCCCAAUUCGGAGUGAGAAGCGCAAGACCAGGGGGAUUGCGAAUGAUCCUUCCACUGAGCCUGUCGAAGUCGCAGCAGACUUGCAGCCAGUCGCUUCUGAGGAAACAAACACUCCGCCUACACCGCGCUUCACCGUUGGGAAAAAGACACAGCACACAUUCUCGACUAUAUUCUUCCAGCCGUCUGCAAGCUCGCAUCCCGGUGAAGUCCCAUGGACUGAAUUCCUCUCAGCUAUGAACACGAUUGGCUUCUCACCCGAGAAGGUGUAUGGCUCUGUAUGGCGCUUCACACCGAGAGAGGGGGGUGUCAUUACGGUAAAGCAGCCAAUCAAUUUCCACGAGCCGCAUCCUGAGGGGAAGUUAAGGUUUGAGGUGGCAAGGAAUUACGGGAGGAGAUUGACGAGGAACUAUGGUAUCGAUGGUAGCAGCUUCGUUAUCGCGUAA